Metarhizium album ARSEF 1941 is the source of this 864-nucleotide messenger RNA. Its product is annotated as Methyltransferase type 11. Gene Ontology annotation, molecular function: sterol 24-C-methyltransferase activity. Bases 1 to 864 code for a protein of 287 amino acids. Gene Ontology annotation, biological process: sterol biosynthetic process. The record is from RefSeq and is a predicted model, not a curated record. Gene Ontology annotation, cellular component: endoplasmic reticulum. NCBI's taxonomy places the organism in Eukaryota, Fungi, Ascomycota, Sordariomycetes, Hypocreales, Clavicipitaceae. The transcript has a single exon.
AUGCAUCUCGCAAGAAGGGAAGAAGAAGGAAUGCAAGAACAAACCGAGCAGGCCACGUACACGCAUGGCCACCACUCCUCCGUGCUGCGAUCGCACACGUGGCGUACGGCCCGCAACUCGGCGGCCUUUCUGCUGCCUCACGUCCGGCCCGACAUGGCCAUACUCGACGUUGGCUGUGGCCCGGGAACAAUCACCGUCGACCUGGCCAGCCACGUGCCGCACGGCCGCGUCGUUGGCUUGGAGCGCGCCGCCGCGGUCCUGGAACAGGCGCGCGCCCUGGCGGCAGACAGGGGAGUCGGCAAUGUCGAGUUUGAAGAGGGCGACGCCAACGCGCUGCGCUACCCCGACGACACGUUCGACAUUGUCUUCUGCCACCAGGUCCUGCAGCACGUCAAGGAUCCGGUCGGAGUGCUGCGGGAGAUGCGGCGCGUCACGAAGCCCGGCGGCCUGGUGGCGGCCCGCGAGUCCGACUACGGCGCCUUCUCGUGGUACCCCGAGGUGGCGGGGAUGGAGGAGUGGCAGGCGCUGUACAGGAAGCUGGCUGCUCGGAAUGGCGGGCAGCCGGACGCGGGCAGGAUGGUGCACGCGUGGGCGAAGCGGGCGGGCUUUGCUGCCGACUGCGUCACGUCCUCGGUGAGCUCGUGGUGCUACAGCACGAGCGAGCAGGUAUCGUGGUGGAGUGGGCUGUGGGCAGAGCGGACGGUGGCCUCGUCGUUUGCCGACUCCGCCGUCGAGUCUGGCUUGGCUACCAGAGAGCAGCUUGCGCAGGUUGCCGACACGUGGCGGCGCUGGGGGCGCGAAGACGACGCGUGGUUCUCGGUGCCGAGCGGUGAAAUUCUGUGUUCUGUACACAAAGCAGGGUAG